Molecule: messenger RNA, 1194 nt
Organism: Vicia villosa (hairy vetch)
Lineage: Eukaryota; Viridiplantae; Streptophyta; Magnoliopsida; Fabales; Fabaceae
Product: cyclase-like protein 2
Exons: 7
Coding region: 58-867 (269 amino acids)
Molecular function (GO): arylformamidase activity
Source: RefSeq, a predicted model, not a curated record
ACAAACACCCAAAAGAAAAACGCUACUUUGACCCCAAAAAAAGCGGCAACAGCGAGCAUGAAGUAUGUAACUAUAUUUGCGUUUAUCUGUGCGAUUUCCGUCGCCGCAGCAUCCACCGCCUAUCCAUCCGUCCCCGGCCUCGAAUCCGGCGACUGCUCCCUCACCGGCGACGAAACGAAUCUCGUUCCUCCUCGGCGAGAAGUGUACGAUGACGGACGAAUAUUCGAUAUCACACACAGGUUAGUCCCUGAGAUGCCGGCUUGGGACUCUAAGGAAGGGUUAGGGCACUUUCUUUGGCUGGAGGGUAGCAUGAAGAAUGGCUCACGCGCUAAUGGCUCGGCUAUGAAGUUUGGUGUUCACACCGGAACUCAUGUUGACGCGCCGGGCCAUUUCUAUGAUAAUUACUACGACGCCGGAUUCGAUGUUGAUACUCUUGAUAUAGCACUCCUCAAUGGUCUUGUCCUUUUGGUUGAUGUUCCAAGGGAUAGCAACAUUACUGCUGAAGUUAUGAAGUCCUUGUAUAUCCCUAAAGGUGUAAAACGCGUGCUCUUCAGAACAUUAAAUACCGACAGGAAGCUUAUGUUUAAGAAGGAAUUUGACACAAGCUAUGUUGGAUUCAUGGAGGAUGGUGCAAAAUGGCUGGCGGAGAACACCGACAUCAAACUUGUAGGAGUUGAUUACUUAUCCGUUGCAGCAUAUGUUCACUCGGUUCAGUCUCAUCUUGUUUUUCUGGAAAGCAGGGAAAUCAUUCUUGUGGAAGGCCUUAAGCUAGACGGUGUCCCAGCAGGAAUAUAUUCCCUCAACUGCUUGCCUCUCAGGUUGGUUGGUUCUGAGGCAUCACCAAUACGGUGCAUUCUGAUCCGAUGAAGUCCGUGAGUUGCAUGGUAGCAACAUAUCCCGAAGGUAGUCAGCGGUAUCAACUAGGAGCAUUUUGAUGCAAACCAAACCGAUAGUAUAGUAAUAUCUCAAAUGGUCAUAUUUUAUGAACUUAGGUUGGAAAUGCUACUGGGCGCUGAUCUAGUUUCUGUAGUAAUCUAUUACUGUUGUGCCAAGAAUUGAGGACUUGCUGGUGCACUUAUAAUAAACUUGUGUUUUCAAUUUUUACCUCACAUGUAGUCCUUAUGCACCAUUUGAACUUGUAGACCUAUGGCCAUUAAUUCUUAAUAAUUAUAUUAAGUCUUUGUAUCUUAUCAA